This is a messenger RNA of Cyprinodon tularosa, 2268 nucleotides long. Its product is annotated as chloride anion exchanger-like. The record is from RefSeq and is a predicted model, not a curated record. NCBI's taxonomy places the organism in Eukaryota, Metazoa, Chordata, Actinopteri, Cyprinodontiformes, Cyprinodontidae. Gene Ontology annotation, biological process: transmembrane transport. Gene Ontology annotation, molecular function: secondary active sulfate transmembrane transporter activity; chloride transmembrane transporter activity; bicarbonate transmembrane transporter activity. Gene Ontology annotation, cellular component: membrane.
ACUCAUGUCAGAUUUCAGCUUUGAUGCCUCGACCAAAGGUUCUUCAAAGGAUCUCUAUGCUUUAUGACUCACUGUGACUCUUCAACAUCCUCCACUGGAACAAUGGUGACUUCCAGAAAACAAUAUGUGGUUUCCAGGCCGGUGUACUCUGAGGACAGCCUCGCUGAAGAUCAUGAAAAGAUUCAGAGGAAACACAAAGCUCUCACUGCCCAUGUUAAGGAAUAUUUAACCUGUGAUGCAAAGCGGGCCAAAGCAGCGGUUCUCUCUGCCCUGCCUGUCAUUGGCUGGAUGAGGAGCUACAGAGUCAGAGAGUGGCUGCUGGGGGAUGUGGUGUCUGGGGUCAGCACUGGACUGGUGGCCAUCAUGCAGGGCCUGGCCUUCUCCCUGCUGGCCUCGUUGCCUCCCAGCUACGGCCUCUACACGGCUUUCUUUCCUGUGCUAACAUACUUUUUUCUUGGCACCUCGAGGCAUAUAUCAGUAGGCCCCUUUCCUGUCCUGAGCCUCAUGGUGGGAGCGGUGGUGACCCGCCUAGUCCCUGAUGAAGGAGCACAUGCAAAUAUUACCGACUUUGAAGGUCUGACCCAGGAUCAGAGGAGAGUCCUGGUUGCCUCUUCUAUGACUUUCCUCAUGGGUAUUUUCCAGCUGGCCAUGGGUGUCCUGCAGGUGGGCUUCAUUGUCGUCUACCUUUCAGAAACUCUGGUCUCCGGCUUUACCACAGCAGCCGCUGUUCACAUCUUGGUUUCUCAACUCAAAUUCGUUUUCGGUUUGACUGUUCCGGGAAUCAGCGGCCCACUUUCUAUAAUAUAUACCUUGGAAAAGAUCUUUGUCCAGAUCACCUCCACCAACAUCUGCGACCUGGUUAUGUCCAUAGUGAUCAUGGUGGUAGUGUUCAUUGUAAAGGAGCUUAAUGACAGAUACAAAGCCAAGCUGCCUUUUCCUAUUCCCAUAGAGGUUAUAAUGACUGUUAUAGCUUGUGGAAUUUCCUACAAACUCAACUUUGAAGAUAGGUAUAAGGUUGACGUUGUUGGCAAAAUGGUUAGCGGGUAUGAGUCUCCUAUUGCACCAAGCGUGGAGGUCUUCCAGGAGAGUGCCGUGGAGGCCUUCCCUGUAGCCAUCGUAGGAUUCGCUGUGGCCUUUUCAGUCGCCAAAGUGUACUCUAUUAAACAUGACUACCCCAUCGAUGGCAACCAGGAGCUUAUUGCGUUUGGGGUUAGCAACAUAUUUGGAGCAGCGUUCAGUUCCUUUGCAGCCAGCACUUCCCUCUCCAGAACUGCAGUGCAGGAAAGUUCUGGAGGCAAAACGCAGACCGCAGGGCUGAUCUCAGCCAUAAUCGUGAUGAUUGUAACGCUGGCCCUGGGCUUCCUCCUGGCUCCUCUUCCAAAGUCUGUUCUGGGUGCCCUGGUAAUCGUCAACCUUAAGGGGAUGCUGAUGCAGCUCAGAGAAAUCCCGUACCUUUGGAGGAGAGACAAGCCGGAGUGUGUGGUGUGGGUCGCAACCUGCCUGGGUGCCAUUCUGCUUGGACUGGAUCUGGGUCUGGCUCUGGGUUUGGGCGUGGAGCUCCUAAGCGUUGUCUUCAGGGCUCAAUUCCCUCGCUGUUCGAUUCUGGCUAAUCUCCCCGGCACCGACCUGUACAGAGACCAGAAGGAUUACCUGCAGGUGUUUCAACCAAAGGGGGUAAAAAUCUUCCGCAUACCUUCACCGAUCUUCUUUGCCAACAUCGAGUUUCUCAGGAGCAAGCUGGUAGAAGCUGUCGGGUUCAGUCCUCAGAGGGUUUUACGGAAAAGGGAAAGGGCACUCCGAAAAAUCAAGGCAACAUUCCAGAAGAGAGAUCCCACAAUCACAGAGAAAGCCUUGGAGGAUUCCUGCUGGACGACUCCCGAUGAAAUGUGUGCAAACACCGAGGAGAUGGACCCGCCGUGUGAUCCGAAGGACGUCUCGUUUCAGAUAAACAUGAACGCCGAUCUUCCUCCCGGGAUCAACUUCCCCAGAGUGGACCUCCACAGCCUGAUCCUCGACUUCUCCGCUGUUUCCUUUCUGGACAUUUCUGCGAUGAAGGGACUCAAAACGGCACUUAAGGAGUUUAUCAGAAUUGAUGUGGAUGUUUACAUAGUUUCAUGUGAUGCCCUGAUCCUGGAGAAGCUGCACAGCUGCAUGUUCUUUGACGAUGAGAUUCAGACAUCCAUGUUCUUCCCAACCCUGCAUGACGCCAUGCUGCAUGUGUUGGAAAAAUUCAAGGACAACAGAACCGUUGAUGUGAGAAACAUUUAA